AUGUUUCCGAGUUUCCACCCUGGAACACGGUCGGAAAACGAUCCCGCCAACGGUCGAGUGAGCGGGCUAGAGAACGUUGACGCCAGUGGUCAGAAAAACAGUGAACAGUACGUGGCGAGGUUUUUCGAUGGACUGUUGGUCUUCACUAGAUGUUGGAGCAUUCUCAGUGCAAUUGUGUUGGCUGGAGUUGGUGUAGACUUGGUAUUUCACCGACAUCGGGCAGGAUACUAUUUCAUAGGCAUCUCAACGUUCGUGCUGGUAACAGAAGUGUUAUGGGUAGUUACACUCUUCCUACGAAUAUGUAUCAGGAGCGACAGCAGGAUUUGGAAAUUCUGGUCUGCGGUCACGUGGUUUUGCGGCUGGAAGAAAACCAUAGCGUACAGCCCGCUCGGCGCGAUUCCUCUUCUAUGGCCUCACGACCUGUGGCUGUCCUAUGUGGCUGGAGGGCUGCUAAUAACCCUCGCUGCGCUGCAUCUGGUCCUAUCCUUCAAGGACAGGCGGAAGGGUCAGAGGAAGAAGAAAGACCGGCUCUUGUCUGUUGAUAUAGAUAGUUUCGAAAGUAGCAAAUUCGAAGACGUGACCGAAUGCCUGGACGACGGCUUUCCUGAACCGAUCCCCGGCAGCAGCCACUCGAUUUCCGACAGUCUGGCGCACCAUAGGCAGGAAACCGUCAUCGAGAUCUGACCAGAGGUGCACCGCGUACCGCGGAACAUUUGCAGGCGCAUCGCCGUCGAUUCCGGCCAUUGGAGCGACGUCGACAGCGAUGACGUCACCCUCGCGAUAUGAACGGUCUGUUUUGAGUAGGACGGUAUGUUUACUGAGAUUGUAGACUCAUUAUCCCGAGGGGACAGAGUUAUUUACAUUCGAACACGAUCAUACAUUUCCAGAUUUGGAACCAUUGUUAAAUACUAGUGUAUCAGACUGGAAUGUGCUGUGUAUAGAAUUUGUGAUGACCUAGUCCAUUCGAAUGAAUAAUAGAAUAAUUUUAUACCACAAAAGUUUGUAUAUUGAAAGCGUGGUUUCGAUUAUUCCAAAAUUCAAUGCGGAAAUGGUUUUACGGUGCCAAAUGUGCAAAGAACUGAAUAAUUCAGAAUAUUUUCGCUUAGGUACAUCUGCGUCUACACAGUAUAUUAUUAUUACCAAAUAAAAUAUUGAUUAUAGAUAAUUAUACAUGUUUGUAUGUUGUGUUGAAUCAAAAACAAAUUUGGAUAGCAACCUAUUAGAACCCCAACAUUUUCAUUCGAAUUCAAUUAUUUAUGGAAAAAAUCUUAAUCUUCUCCUUAUAUUCUCAGUUCAACAGGGAGGCAAGUACACCUCCUUGCACCCAUUUAUUUACAAUAUCGACAUCAAUAUCACGGCAUUGCCAAAGCAAAGUGAGUAUAUUUUGUUGACAAAAAGGUCCAAAAAGUCUCCUUGUCGUCCUCAUGAAAACAUUAGGGCAAAACAAAUAUAGUGUAUUGAUGAGAUGUCUUUUUGGGAUAAUGAGUCAUGAGAUCUAGUUUCUUGUGCAUCAUAGAUCGGAGUUGUAUGUGGGAUGGAUGUUUUAUUUUUUGGGCUUUGUUCCUGCAGGAAGUUGUUUGAGAUGAAUGGUAAAUUUUUCGUCAAUUGAAAAAUAUCUUCCUCCACCGAUCUCAGAUAUUUGUUGGCAGAAAUGUAUCGCUCAGAAAUAACACAUUCAAAC
Phaedon cochleariae (mustard beetle) is the source of this 1681-nucleotide messenger RNA. Lineage: Eukaryota; Metazoa; Arthropoda; Insecta; Coleoptera; Chrysomelidae. The record is from the annotation of a GenBank genome assembly.